CGCGCGCGCUCCCGCCCCUUCCCGGCGUCCUCCCGGCGGUGUUGCACCUGCGGCCGUGCUGCCCCUCCCCGUGCGCAGGGUCCCCGCCUGUGAAGUGGUGGCUUCUGGGGGGCGGGAGCCUGGAGCCGGGCCUCGGGGCGGGGAUGGCGCAGGAGGAGCGCGCGAGCCUGUCCGAUGUGCGGGCGCGGGUCGGGGCGGCGCACGGCAUCACCGACCUGGCCCUCACACUCCAGUUCUAUGACCGCUGGGCCCCGGAUUACGACCAGGAUGUGGCUGCCCUGCAGUACCGUGCCCCCCGCCUGGCAGUGGACUGCCUCACCCAAGCCUUUCCGGGCCCUCCCCACACUGCCCUGAUCCUGGACGUGGCCUGUGGCACCGGCCUGGUGGCUGCCGAGCUGCAGGCUCGGGGCCUCCUUCGGCUCCACGGGGUGGAUGGAAGCCCAGAGAUGCUGGAACGGGCCCGGGCCCGUGGCCUCUACCAGCACCUCAGCCUCUGCACCCUCGGCCAGGAGCCUCUGCCCAGCCCUGAAGGGACCUUCGACGCAGUGCUGACAGUGGGGGCCCUCAGUGACGGCCAGGUGCCCUGCAGUGCAGUGCCCGAGCUCCUGCGAGUCACCAAGCCAGGUGGGCUGGUGUGUCUGACCACCAGGACCAACCCAUCCAACCUUCGCUAUAAGGAGGCACUGGAGGCCACCUUGGACGGGCUGGAGCAGGCUGGGGCGUGGGAAUGCCUGGUGACAUGGCCGUGGACCGGUGGGAGCUGGCCACCUCUGAGCUCGAGGUGGUACCCGGCGGCUCUGCCAGUGACGGCUUCAUCUCUGGCAUUGUCUACCUGUACCGAAAGCAGGAAGUGGCCCGGGUCGAGGGGAUGAGGCCCAGUCCCCGGCCCCCACCUGACCUCUGACCCUCCGUGUGGCCCGGGCCAGGCCCAUCUGCUGGGCUGCCUCUGCUUCAUCUGGAAAAAUGGGGCCAUUGUGCCAGCCCUGUCCCUCAGGAGUGUUCCGCCUAUUAAAUGAGCUCCCAGAAGGGAGGGGAGGACU
Molecule: messenger RNA, 1040 nt
Organism: Choloepus didactylus (southern two-toed sloth)
Lineage: Eukaryota; Metazoa; Chordata; Mammalia; Pilosa; Megalonychidae
Gene: METTL27
Product: methyltransferase like 27
Molecular function (GO): S-adenosylmethionine-dependent methyltransferase activity
Source: RefSeq, a predicted model, not a curated record